Capsicum annuum is the source of this 4445-nucleotide messenger RNA. RefSeq names its product probable xyloglucan glycosyltransferase 12. Lineage: Eukaryota; Viridiplantae; Streptophyta; Magnoliopsida; Solanales; Solanaceae. The transcript is spliced from 5 exons. Gene Ontology annotation, molecular function: glycosyltransferase activity. The record is from RefSeq and is a predicted model, not a curated record. Gene Ontology annotation, cellular component: Golgi apparatus. The coding region runs from base 1561 to 3768 and encodes 735 amino acids.
AUUUUUCUUUUCUUUCUUACAAAAGAAAAAUGGAUUUAUUACAGCUAAAAACAAAAAAACCCUUAAAUGCAAAUUAUUAUUUUCCCAGAUCUUAUGAUUUAAAAAUCUCCCUAAUCAGUAAUCACUAUGCCAUUUACAAAUUAAAGAUUUGAUGAGUGGCUAAUCCCCUCUGUAUCAUCACAUCCUCCUCCUACAAUUCUUCUCUCCUUGUGUAUUCAUAUUAUAUAAUUAAGUACUAUUUUAUAAUCAUCAUUAGCAAAUAUUCUUAUUGUCCCAUGACCAAAUAGACAAAUCUUUAAUCUUGAUUUCUUACCUUGUGGAAUUCACAUGGUGAAAAAUUCCAUUAUAGGAAGAAGGAGGAUUUGAUAACUUCAUAACAUCUUUUACUUUUCCUGUUACAAUAUUUUUUACCAUUUGAAUCUUAGUUUAUCUACAAAUAUAUUCACAUAUUAUGCCAUUAUUAUUAUUAUUAUUCUGAAUAUAAUAUCUGUUAUUUCAUUCUUCUGUUCUUGAUUCAUUAUUAUAUACCAUUAAGGAGUAGUGGGUGGAGAAGUAAAACUCUUGAAACAAAAAACACCAUAGCCCACAAAGUUUCAUGUCUGAUUUGAUUUUUUUGGGUCUUUUUUUUUUCCUUUGAUGUUCUUGAUCAUGUGAAAAAGAAAAAAGAAAAGCAAUAAAACCACUCUGGUAAUUUUAUUUUUUGAAAAAACGAGAGUAAUAUAACAUCUGCGUACACUUCAUCUUUUUCAUAUUUUAUUUCAGGUCUUAUACACGUCGUCUUUUUCAAAUCUUACUUUGAAAUUUAACAGUGUUGGAAGUUGUUGUUGAUAAAACAAGAGUGGUGGUAUUGAAAAAACAAAGAACAACGUGCUGUCAAAUUUCCAUAAAUCAAAGACGUGUUGAGCUGUUACCACAACAAACACUGCCAUUCUUUUUUUUCUCUUCCUCUUUAUACAUCUCUUUUUUUUUUUUUUUUCCUUUUUAGUACAAAUUGUUAAGCCCUUGCAAGCUGUAAUGUACUACUUUCUUCAACCAAAUCAUACCAUUAUAUUAUAGCUUUCCCCCUUUCUUCUUUCUCUCUCUACAUUCAAUUAUAGUACUGUUUUCCAAUUUUUUCAUAUUCCCUUUAUUAACCCCCCCCUCUCUCUCUCUCUGUCUGUGCCUGUUCUUAUCUCUUCUCUUUGUGGACUCUACAAUGAGUCCGUUAUAGUGUUUUGAGUUCAAGAAUUUCUUAAAACUCAAAUACCCUUUAGUUUUAUCCUUGUUGAAUUGCUCACAUUGUGUUUAUUUGAGCUGAAAUAGAGCUAAAGUUUGAAUCUUGGAAACUUUUUGUCUGUUUUUCUCAUCUGGUUCUGUUUCAAGAACUCAAAAAGUUUCAAUCUUAGACAACUUUUAGUGUGAUUUUACCAUUUGGGUGUGUUCAAAAACUCAAAAAGUUUGAAUCUUGGUAACUUUUGGUGUGAUUUUCCCAUUUGGGUCUGUUCAAGAACUGACAAAAGUUCCAAUCGUUUGAGCUGUUAAAGGUAAUUUUCCCAUCUGGUGUGUUUGAAUAACACAACAAUGGCACCAUCUUUUACCUGGUGGGGUAAAGAGACUCAUAGGGGUACACCAGUAGUAGUGAAAAUGGAGAAUCCAAACAACUGGUCUAUGGUUGAACUUGAAGGACCAUCUGAAGAUGAUUUCUUGUUACCAAACGAUGAUGUUUCUUCAAUGUCUCCUUAUAAACGUGAAAAAGUCCGAAACAAGAAUGCUAAACAGCUCACUUGGGUGCUUCUGCUUAAAGCUCAUAAAGCAGCUGGCUGUUUAACUUCCAUUGGAUCAGCAUUGUUAAGUCUUGCAUACGUAGUACGUCGUCGUGUUGCUUCAGGCAGAACUGAUUCUACUGAAAAUCCUCGUAUCAACAACCGGUUCUAUACUUGUAUAAAGUUCUUCCUUUGGUUGUCGGUUAUCUUGUUAGGGUUUGAAAUAGCUGCAUAUUUUAAAGGCUGGCAUUUCAGUGCUUCAGAUCUUCAUCUGCAGUAUUUGUAUUCAUUGGAUUUUCACACAUUUGCAAAUCCAUUUGCUGUGAGAAGUGUUUUCGAUUCGUUUUAUUCGAAAUGGGUGUUGAUUAGGGUGGAGUAUCUUGCUCCUCCUCUUCAAUUUUUAGCCAAUGCUUGCAUUAUCCUCUUCCUUAUCCAAAGUGUGGAUAGAUUAGUACUAUGUUUAGGGUGUUUUUGGGUCAAAAUGAGAAAGAUUAAGCCAAUUGUUAAGCAGGGUGGAGUGGAUCUGGAGUCUGGUGAUGGUAGUGGUUACUACCCUAUGGUACUAGUUCAGAUCCCUAUGUGUAAUGAAAAAGAGGUUUAUCAGCAAUCUAUUGGUGCUGUGUGUUGUUUGGAGUGGCCUAAAUCAAGAUUGUUGAUUCAAGUUCUUGAUGAUUCUGAUGAUCCAACUACUCAGACAUUGAUCAAUGAGGAGGUUCGCAAGUGGCAGAGGGAAGGUGCCAAUAUCAUAUAUAGGCAUAGAGUGAUCAGAGAAGGUUAUAAAGCUGGAAAUCUUAAGUCAGCCAUGAAUUGUAGCUAUGUCAAAGAUUAUGAGUUUGUUGCCAUUUUUGAUGCUGACUUUCAGCCCAUGCCUGAUUUUCUUAAAAGAACUGUUCCUUAUUUCAAGGAUAAUGAGGACAUAGGAUUGGUACAAGCAAGAUGGUCAUUUGUGAACAAGGAUGAAAAUCUACUUACAAGAUUGCAGCACAUUAAUUUGGCUUUUCAUUUUGAAGUGGAGCAGCAGGUGAAUGGUAUUUUUCUGAACUUCUUUGGCUUCAAUGGGACUGCUGGUGUGUGGAGGAUAAAGGCAUUGGAAGAAUCUGGUGGAUGGUUGGAAAGGACUACUGUUGAAGAUAUGGAUAUUGCAGUUAGAGCUCAUCUUCAUGGGUGGAAAUUCAUAUUUCUCAAUGAUGUAGAGUGUCAGUGUGAGUUACCGGAGUCAUAUGAAGCGUAUAGGAAGCAACAACAUAGAUGGCAUUCGGGGCCAAUGCAGUUGUUCCGUAUUUGUUUACCUGACAUCAUUAAAUCGAAGAUAAGCAUUUGGAAGAAGGGCAAUUUGAUAUUUCUCUUCUUCCUUUUGAGGAAGUUGAUAUUACCAUUUUAUUCGUUUACGCUGUUUUGCAUAAUCCUCCCAAUGACAAUGUUCAUUCCCGAGGCGACGCUCCCAUCAUGGGUUGUCUGUUACAUCCCUGCUGCCAUGUCAUUUCUCAAUAUACUUCCGGCACCUAAGUCUUUCCCAUUCAUCGUGCCAUACCUUCUGUUCGAGAACACCAUGUCCGUGACCAAGUUUAAUGCCAUGGUCUCAGGCCUCUUCCAACUCGGAAGUGCAUACGAAUGGGUAGUCACCAAGAAAUCAGGACGGUCUUCCGAGGGCGAUCUUGCCUCAUUGGCUGAUGAAAAACCGAAACUCCAUCGAGGUGUUUCGGAUGAUUGGGCAGUCACCAAGAAAUCAGGACGUUCCGGUGAUAUUGCCUUGUUGGCUGAAGGAAAACCAAAGCACCACCGAGGUGUUUCAGUGCCUGAUUUGGCCGAACUAAGGGAGGAAAUCAAGGAGAAGGAGAAAAAGGCAUCAAGAAAGAAGAAGCACAACAGAAUAUACACAAAAGAAUUGGCCUUAGCUUUCUUGCUGUUGACAGCUUCAGUUAGAAGCCUACUGUCAGCUCAAGGAAUCCACUUUUACUUCUUGCUGUUUCAAGGUAUAUCAUUCCUACUCGUUGGCCUAGACUUGAUCGGUGAGCAGGUCGAUUAAAAUAUUUCAUUAGCCUAGGGAUAAUAUUAGUUCAACCGAAAAAGUCAAGUUGGAAACUAGAUGCUGAACCUGACCUUUGGACCUUUGGUACAUUCAUGUAAAUGAGAAGAGAGCAAUGGGGGUAAAUCGCGGAGGGUUGAGUGCGCGCACUUCCAGCCUCUCCGCGGACUCUGAAACCCUUAAAGCUGUUUGCACUUUGACAAGAUGAAGAAAGUUACACUGGAGCAGAUAGUUUGAGCACACAAAUGCAGCAACAACAUCAUCUUUGAGUAGAGAAAACCAUUGAAAGCAUAUGGUGAAAUAGUGGUCAUUUUAAGCACUAUUUGUCAUGUAAUUUCUUUGUCUUCUGGAUUCUUUUUUUUUUUUUUUGGGCUAUAUUCUUUUGUAAGAAGAAUUUGUCUUUGAAAACAUUAAAACACGGAAUUUUAGUGGGAAGUUGAAAUAGUAUAGCAGCAUGCAGCUUUUUUACACAUAAAUCUUCCUUGUUUGGAGAAUUUUUCAUAUCAGAAGAUGCAAUAGGUGUUGCUACUGAUGGGUUUUUGCUCGACUAUUUGUAUAGUUUUUUUGGUUUUUGAAGGCGAGCCUUGGUGGUGUAACUGAUAAAGUUGUCGAAAUAGCCUUCUGAAGAAAUCAGAAAUGCAGGAUAAGAUUAUAUAUAUUAAGUUCUGGUCUAGCCA